ACCCAGUCAACAGUGUUCUUAGAGGUAGCCACACCUCAGCAAGGUCUUUCUAACUUGAAACAGCAAAGUUCAAAUGCAGGAAUCGACACAAGCUGUGAAAGAGUCCUAAACCUAUUAUAAGGUAAAUCUCUGCAGCACAACUGCCCUGUGAAGCUACUUGAAACUGGGCAUGGGACUUAAAGGAAUAAAAAAAGGAAACGGACCAUCUCUUCUAACACCUGGAAUGUGAUCCAAGCCUGGAGACAAACUGAUGGUUUGCAGCUAGAAGACCGUAAAUCUAGCAAUGGAGCCCUUAUAUGAGGAAUACCUAGCAAAUCGUGGGACAAUAGUAAAACCUUAUUACUGGCUAAGCUUCUCUCUGGAUUGCGCUAACUGUCCUUACCAUAUUCGAACAGGUGAAGAAGCAAGAAUUUCCCGCACAGAAUUUUGCCAGAUUUUUGGAUUCCCUUAUGGGCCAACAUAUCAUCAAACAAAACACUUCACAUUUUAUGAACUAAAAACUCCUUCUGGUAGCCUGGUGCAAAAGGGCCAUGCUAGCAGUUGCACCGGGAACUAUAUCCAUCCAGAAUCAAUGCUCUUUGAAAUGAAUGGCUACCUUGACUCAGCCAUAGACAGUAAUGACAGCAUCAGGCAUAUCAUUCUGUAUUCCAGCAACUCCCCUUGUAACGAAGCUAACCACUGCUGCAUCAGCAAAAUGUACAAUUUCCUGAUUACGUAUCCAGGCGUCACUCUUAGUAUUUAUUUUUCUCAGCUCUAUCAUACUGAGAUGGACUUUCCUGCCUCAGCAUGGAACCGCGAAGCUCUCCGGAGCCUGGCUAGCUUAUGGCCGCAGGUCAUUUUGAGUCCAAUAAGUGGUGGGAUUUGGCAUUCUCUCCUCCAAAACUUUGUUAGUGGUAUCUCAGGAUCACAUGUUUUCCAGCCCAUUUUAACUAGGAGAGCACUGGCUGACAGGCACAACGCGUAUGAAAUCAAUGCCAUAACAGGCAUAAAACCUUACUUCACUGAUAUACUUCUCCAAACAAAACAGAAUCCGAACACGAAAGCGCAGGUGGCUUUAGAGAGCUACCCCUUAAACAAUGCCUUUCCUGGACAGUCUUUUCAAAUGACGAGUGGACAACUGCCACCCAACCUACCUCCAGACCUCAGGGCUCCUGUUGUUUUUGUGGUGGUGCCUCUCAUACACUUACCACCAAUGCAUGUGGGCCAAAACCCAAAUCAACCCAGAAAUAUUGUAAGGCACUUAAAUAUGCCUCAAAUGUCAUUCCAGGAAACGAACGACCUUGGAAGGCUUCCCACUGAAAGGUCAGUGGAAACAGUGGAAAUCACAGAACAGUUUGCAAGUAGCAAGGAGGCAGAUGAAAAGAAGAAAAACAAGAAGAAAGGGAAAAAAUAAAGUCUGCAUUCCUACAGCAUAAACCAAUUACCUUGGGACUUAUUGAUAGGCAAUAAAAACCUGGAAACUUUCUCUCUUAGGCUGAGCCAAGAUGGAGAUAAACUGAUGCGCUAAAAGCAAACCUUGAAUCAUUUACCAGAUCGAUUACUACAAAGUUGCACUAUUCUAAACAUAUUCCUAAAGGUUUCCAUAAGCAACUUGACCUCUCUCCUUUAUUUUGAAAGUGACAGUAUCAAAAUGGAACCAUUAGCAGCUUGCUAAUAUUUUGGUGCGGAAAAGGAAUCUCAUUGUUCUAUUCUACCCACAUCGUCUUUCCACUGCAAAAGCCCAUGGAUGAAAUAGCUGCCUAAAUUGGUUUCAGUAAAAAAAUGUACUGUAAAAUUGAAAAACAGCCUGAAUCUACUGACAUUAAGUGCUGUUUGCAAAAGCAAACCAAUGAUUUUCUAUUAAUUGUCAGUCGUGGACAGAAGAUUUUAGGCAGCUCAUGUUUUUCUAAAGUGAUUCAAAAUAGUUUUGUGUGGGAAAAAGCUCUUCUGCUGAUUACAUAUUGCUAUAAAAAUUGAUUUUUGAAACCUAGCCACCUGCUCAGUUUGAUCUGCCCCAGCUCAGACCUCUCCCUACCGAGCAGAUGAUAGAGGAAAGAUGGUACAUGAGAACCUGCAAUGGCUCUUGUCAUCACAUACCAUAUAAAAUCCAAGUUCCUCUUACUGGCUUUCAAGGAUCCUCCUUUAGCUUCCAGUUGCCUUGUCUCAUCAGCAAGACCAGAAGUUCCUACCGGUCAAGCACUGUCUCUCCCUUCUCUUUAGCUUUGCCCUUAGGAUCUAGCACAUUAUGUGGCAAAAUGUAGGUAGCAAGGCUGAACUGACAUUGCAAUAACUUUACCAAUGACUAUGACUCAACAUCCAUUCUCCACACCAGCUGAAAGCCUCCUUAACCAUCCUGCAACAGAUGUUUUAAUUUUUGUUAGCAUCUAUUCCCCUUCUAAUGCAGCUCCCAAUGCAUAAUGUGUGUUUACUUCCCUUUUUUCUGACUCCGUCCUCUUCACCAGUGAAUAUUUGUACCUUCUCUUAAAAGCUUCUUCAAAACACACUUCUGGGAAGUGCUCCUUGACUAAUUCUCUAAGCACUUAAAUGAAAGCACUUUGCUUAUGCUUAUUUCACAUUUGCUGCCACUUGCCUCUUUGAAAUAUGAAAGAUACAUUGCAAGAAAAAUGUACAUUUACUUGUAACUUGCUAUUAAUUUUUUUCUUAAUACAUAUAUAUAUAAAGUAAUCCUAAGCUAAUAAAAGAAUUUGCCACGACAUUAAAACAUUUAAUACUCCAUGAAGGAGGAGGAGAAAGAAAAACAUAUUUUAGGAAUAGCAAUUAGUAUUGUGGUUAAAAUAAAGAUGAAUAAAACUUUUAAAUCAAA
This is a messenger RNA of Callithrix jacchus (white-tufted-ear marmoset), 2803 nucleotides long. It is a transcript of the gene APOBEC4, whose product is annotated as apolipoprotein B mRNA editing enzyme catalytic polypeptide like 4. Lineage: Eukaryota; Metazoa; Chordata; Mammalia; Primates; Cebidae. The record is from RefSeq and is a predicted model, not a curated record.